UCCUGCCGCCUCGUCCAUCCGGUCGCCACUCUCACCUCCUUCGAACCUGCCUUCCCCGAUUCGGUGUAUGAGUGAUUUAUAACCGCUAACCCCGUAAUGUCCAUGCCGGCCCGGAGGCGCCUUAUGCAGGACUUCAAAAGACUACAGGAGGAUCCUCCGGCUGGAGUAAGCGGAGCCCCGUCCGAGAAGAACAUUAUGGUUUGGAACGCGGUCAUCUUUGGGCCUGAGGGAACCCCUUUUGAAGAUGGAACUUUCAAGCUUACAAUAGAAUUUACAGAAGAAUAUCCAAACAAGCCACCUACUGUUAGAUUUGUGUCUAAAAUGUUUCAUGCAAAUGUCUAUGCAGAUGGUAGUAUAUGUCUGGAUAUUCUUCAGAAUCGUUGGAGUCCUACUUAUGAUGUAUCGUCCAUCUUAACAUCCAUACAGUCUUUACUGGAUGAGCCUAAUCCAAACAGUCCAGCAAACAGCCAGGCAGCACAGCUAUACCAAGAGAAUAAGCGGGAAUAUGAAAAAUGGGUUUCUGCAAUAGUAGAACAGAGUUGGCGUGAUUGUUGACCCUGGAUGAUGAUUUAUCGUAUGGCGCGAUAUUGUCUGGUAAUCCA
Molecule: messenger RNA, 602 nt
Organism: Sphaerodactylus townsendi
Lineage: Eukaryota; Metazoa; Chordata; Lepidosauria; Squamata; Sphaerodactylidae
Product: ubiquitin-conjugating enzyme E2 A-like
Exons: 1
Coding region: 97-555 (152 amino acids)
Biological process (GO): protein polyubiquitination; proteasome-mediated ubiquitin-dependent protein catabolic process; DNA repair
Cellular component (GO): HULC complex
Molecular function (GO): ubiquitin conjugating enzyme activity
Source: RefSeq, a predicted model, not a curated record